AUCCACCAACUAUCACUACCUCACCAGUGGAUCAAAUAGUUAACGAACCAAACUCCGUGACAUUAAACUGUGAAGCUACUAGAGGCAAGCCAGCCAUAGCUGUUACAUAUACAUGGAAGAAAGGCAGUGAUGAUAUCAGAAUAGGAGGAAGAUAUAGUCUCAAUGGUGGAUCAUUGACUAUAAGUGUUACUGUAAGAGAAGAUGAUGAUCCACCAACUAUCACUACCUCACCAGUGGAUCAAACAGUUCACGAACCAAACUCCGUGACAUUAAACUGUGAAGCUACUAGAGGCAAACCAGCCAUAGCUGUUACAUAUACAUGGAAGAAAGGCAGUGAUGAUAUCAGAAUAGGAGGAAGAUAUAGUCUCAAUGGUGGAUCAUUGACUAUAAGUGUUACUGUAAGAGAAGAUGAUGGCAUAUAUACAUGUUAUGCUAGUAAUGGUAUAGGACAACCAGAUAGUGCAUCAGCUACAGUUACUGUAUAUUUUCCAACAUGCCUCGAGGACGCGAAAGAUCUAACACCGGCUGUGGCGGCUGCAAGUCUCAAUGAAAUCGUCGUACUCCAGCUCGCUUCCAAAAUGCUGAGACUAUAG
Messenger RNA from Saccoglossus kowalevskii, 593 nucleotides. RefSeq names its product titin-like. The record is from RefSeq and is a predicted model, not a curated record. NCBI's taxonomy places the organism in Eukaryota, Metazoa, Hemichordata, Enteropneusta, Harrimaniidae.